AUGGUAUCCAUCAAGCAACUCUCCCUCCUGGCCCUCACAACCGGCCUCGCCACCGUCUCCGCCCAAUCCACAGGCAAAACAACACGCUACUGGGACUGCUGCAAAGGCUCCUGCGCCUGGGCAGGAAAAGCCCCCGUCAACAAGCCCAUCGCCACCUGCGACAAGAACGACAACCCCCUCACGAACCUCAACGCAAAGAGCGGAUGCGAAAGCGGAGGAGGCGAGGCAUACAUGUGCACCGACCAGUCCCCCUGGGCCGUAAACGAUGAUCUCGCAUACGGAUUUGCGGCUGUGAAGCUGGCUGGAAAGACAGAGAGUGAUUGGUGCUGUGCUUGCUACGAAAUGACAUUCACAUCCGGCCCCGUCUCCGGCAAGAAAAUGAUCGUACAAACCACAAACACCGGCGGCGACCUCGGCGACAACCACUUCGACAUCGCCAUGCCCGGCGGCGGCGUCGGUAUCUUCAACGCGUGUACCGCGCAAUUCGGUGCUCCGCCCAACGGCUGGGGCCAGCAGUACGGCGGUAUUUCGUCGAGAUCCGAGUGUGACGGUUUCCCUGAGAAGCUAAAGCCGGGCUGCCAGUGGCGGUUCGAUUGGUUUAAGAAUGCGGAUAACCCUAGUGUGAGCUUUAAGGAAGUUACGUGUCCGAAGGAGUUGACGGAUAAGACGGGGUGUGUUAGGCAGUAG
Molecule: messenger RNA, 687 nt
Organism: Alternaria incomplexa
Lineage: Eukaryota; Fungi; Ascomycota; Dothideomycetes; Pleosporales; Pleosporaceae
Exons: 2
Coding region: 1-687 (228 amino acids)
Biological process (GO): carbohydrate metabolic process
Molecular function (GO): cellulase activity
Source: RefSeq, a predicted model, not a curated record